This is a messenger RNA of Colletotrichum chrysophilum, 2112 nucleotides long. RefSeq lists its product as uncharacterized. The transcript is spliced from 7 exons. Gene Ontology annotation, biological process: DNA-templated transcription. Gene Ontology annotation, molecular function: zinc ion binding; DNA binding. The record is from RefSeq and is a predicted model, not a curated record. The coding region runs from base 1 to 2112 and encodes 703 amino acids. NCBI's taxonomy places the organism in Eukaryota, Fungi, Ascomycota, Sordariomycetes, Glomerellales, Glomerellaceae.
AUGGAAACCGAGCCGGGAACCGGCAGCAGUGCCCAUGAUCCGAUGGAUUCUCUCGAGGACCACGAGGACGAUGAUGAGCUUCCGCUGUCCAAAAUCUCUUGCGAUCGCUGCCGUCGUCGUAAGCUCGAGGAGUUUGGCCAUGCUUUGGGCAAUAUUGAUAGCAACUCGCAGCCCUCCACCUCGUCAACCCUUCCAUAUCGCUCUUCGCCAGCAACACCAGCAUCUCGCGGUACCCCAACAGAAGCCUUAGCCGCCCCAUCGCCAUCAAGCGGCAACACGAGCAAGAUUCUAACACCAAAAUUGGAAUAUGAGGGAGAAUCAUCUCUUUCGGCGCAAGCCGCUUUCGCUAACAAGUUCCUCCGCGAUGCUGUCAGCAGCAAGCCCUCUGCCGACGUGACAGGAGAGAUGGCCUCUGUCUUGGAUACCCUCAGUCGCACAAUUGGGAAUCAAAAGCGGGAGCAAGAGCCCGAGUACCUCUAUCCUCAUGCCAGAACGCUUGAGCCGGGCACCACACUCCGAGACCUGCCCAUGCCUCCAGUAGAAACUGCUUUCGCCUGCCUCAGAAUGGCCAAAGAACACCCUCGCGUCAAGUUCUUUUGGAAUCACGAAGCAAACUCCGUCUCAUCGUUCACCGACUACUUCCUCAAGGUUUACUCCCCAGGGGAGGUGACCCACGCAGACCUCAUCAUCGUCAACGGAGGCUUGUACUGGCUAUUUCUCGAAUGCAAAAACGUGAUUGCCAAUCCGGCUAAGAAGUCGGACUACGCAGAGCAGGCAACUACUUGCCGCGCGAAUCUCGAAACCGUACUCUCAAGUCUGCCGUUCCAUCUGCCAUCAACGAUGGACACCACGUGCGCUAUGAUGUUGGCUGCCAUGUACUGCCUCGACUCCUGCAAGCCGUCCGCCGCAUGGAACUUCAUCGCCACUGCAUCGCACAUGAGCCAGACUCUAGGUAUGCACAGCAUAGUUGCCAUGGCUAACGACGAUGCGGAGACCAAACGAGAGAAGCUCAAGCUGUUCUGGAUGAUCUACAUGCAUGAGAAGGGUCUCUCCCUUCGACUGGGCCGAUCAUCUACCAUUCGCGACUCUGAUGUGACCGUUCCUUCUCUUGCACCAAAUCCAAGGGCAGAUACGGCCAUCUUUGGCCAGCUGCAGAAAUGGACAGAACUGGCAAGAAUUCAAGGCAUGGUCUACGAUCAAAUCUACAGUCCCGCCGCGUUGAUACAACCUCAAGCCGUCAGGACCGCACGGGCACGAAGGCUUGCCUCGGUCCUCGAGGGCUUUACGAGCAAAACAUCCCCAGAUGAGCUGCGCUACAUGCAAGCAAUGAAGGACGCGGUCGGAGACUUGUUUUUCGAAGCCUUUAUUUGCACCACAAGGGUCACGCAUCUGUCUUUGUUCUGCCUGAUAUACCGAGCCAUUCCUGCCGAGCCGGGCGAGGGUACCGUCUUUGGUAAGGAGUGCAUAGCCAGCGCCCGCCAAGCCCUCGAAGAACACGAAAAAUGCAUGUCUAUUAUUCACAAACUUGACGAAGACUUCCUCGAAACAUACGUCAACUGGGCUCUCCUGCAAUCACCAUUCGUCCCAUUCACAGUCCUCUUCUGCCAUGUCAUCGAGACAUGCAACGAAGCAGACCUCGAUCGUCUCGGUGGUCUCAUCGGCUCUCUACAGCAGUUGUUGACCGAUGACUUCUCGACAGGCGUCAAGAAGGAGGUCCGGCUGUUCAAGGUCUUGUACGACGUGGCGUGUAGUUACAUCAAGUUGAAGACGAACGAUUCGCGACAGGUUGAAGACAACAGCAUCGGUGGCUGGGGAAUGACUGCGGCGUCUCUGAUGAUGCCGCCGUCCUUGUCCCAGGCGAAUUUGAUGCCGACGCCGGACUCGAGCUCGCAGGGGGUGGCACAUACGCCAUUUUCACAGCUUGGCGACGCCGAAGCCGUGAUGGGCGGGGCAUUCGGUGAUCCGUCUGCGAGCAAUGGGUGGAUUCCCGGUAACUCAUUUGCGAUGCCCGGCGACUUCAGCAUGGAGGUUGAUCAGCAGAGCACGCAACUUGGCAACUGGCUGUACAUGAACAACCAGAUGAUAAGAGCACUGGAGGACAGUUAUUUUUGA